AUGAAAUCUAGUAAAGGCCUAAUUUAUUCACAAGCAAUAUAAACAAAUAACAAAUAUCCCAAUUAUGAUGUAAGCAUGAUAUAAAUUCUACUUAGUAGUUCUCCAUCGUAAGUAUAAGUAGUUCUAUACUUUAAAGUGAGAAAGAUAUGUAUUUGAUAUUUGUCAAAAGUGAGAAAAAGAGUUCUAGUGUAGUCUAGUGCAGGAACAGAAAACGGACCACACCGACCACAUCGACCACAUGAUCUGACAAACUAAACGUCAUCAGCAUGGUGGAGAGUGCUUUCAGGUUUUCAUCAUGGUAUAUACGAGCAGUACAAGAGGUCUCUCGCAAGGGCUUUGGUAAAUGUAGGAGGUAAGACAAGAAAAAUGGCGGAUGAAAGCGAGGAUCAAUGGUUAUAUGGGGAUUCAACGGACGGCAAGGAGUAUACAUCGACAAAUAUUCAAUCAGAGAUUCAGCAAAAUGACUCGACACUCUCCGAAGUUCAUGAGAAUUUGCAAAUUCGGGAGGAUCAGAAAAUGGAAGGUACUGGUGAGAUACCGUCCGAGAUGCAAGAAGUUAUCGACUCUCUUGGCGAUGGUGAUGAAGAAUCUUCUUCGUUGAAUAAUGUACAAGAAGAGAACUUAGAAGCAAGUAAAAAUGGGACGAGAGAUGCCUCUAGUCAAGAAGAUGGCGAAGCUGCCAGCGAAUCUGAUUCUGAUGAUGAUGUACAUGUUGUUAUUGGUGAUAUCAAGUCAGCACCAACAUAUGGUAAUUUAAAUAUCAAGAGAGGAGGAUUGCUAACAAAUACAUCUGGUGUAUCAGACAAACUGAACAAACAGCCAGGAAAGUUCAGUAUAGAUGAAUUUGAAACUAUUGGUGUUAUCAAUGGGAUACCAGCCCAUGAGUUUAAUUUAGAUCAAUUGGAGGAUAAACCAUGGAGACAACCUGGUGCAGAUAUCACAGAUUAUUUCAACUAUGGUUUCAAUGAAGACACCUGGAGAGCAUAUUGUGAACGUCAGAAGCGAAUGCGAAGCGAGUCUGGAGUAGGAUUGGUCUUAAAUGCAGGUAGUGGUAGUAGUAAUCCAAGUGGCAUGAGAAUGCCUCAAGUGGCGAUAACCAAUGACAACAGUAAAUACUCUGGUAUUAUGGGUCCUAAGAGAGCUGGCCCACCACCUGGAAGGAAAAUGGCAGGGACUAUAGAUGUUAUAGGAAGUUCUGGUUUAGCUUCUAGAAGAAAUCUGGAUAAGUCCCCACCAAAAGGAAAUGUUAUACAAGUUAUGACUGCUGACAGAAGAGAGUAUUCUAGAAAACCAGGUUUCCCUGAUAUGAGUGUACCACCUCCUGGAGCAGGAAUGCCACCGCCGCCAUUCGAUAUACCUCCAACAUGGCAGCCGACAAAUCUGGCAAUCCCGAUGACUGAAGGUGAAGACGACAAAGAUAUGGGACCUAAGACGAUACCUACGAUGGUUCCACCAACAAACAUUCCACCUCUGAUGCAGCCGCGCGAUCAGAGGGAUGGUAGAGACCGGGAACGAGACAGAGAUAGGGAUCGCGACCGGGAAUUGGAUUCCAUGAGCAGAGAUAGGGACAAGGAUAGAGAUCGCGAUCGUGAUAGAGAAAAGGAUUCCAUGAUGAGGGAUCGCGAUAGAGACUCUAUGACGCGAGAUGAAGAUCGAGAGCGUGAUAGAUCCAGGUCUCAAUAUCGACAUAAAGAUCGACAUCGGCAUCGAUCAAGAUCGCGAUCUCGUAGACACAAAUCAAGAUCACGGAGUCCAACUCGGUCGCGUAAGAAGAAAUCUAGACGCUCGGAUAGAGAGCGUUCCAAGGAAGAAAGUGAAUAAAUGUGUGUACACAUAAAACCUUUUAUUGUAUUAAUUUACGGCGUCAUAGUACAUGAGGUGCAUCAUAGAAUUAAGUGAUCAUUUUACAUAAAAUAAGGUUUUGACUGUUUCUAAAUAAGAAUACAUUAUUAGUACAUUGCAUCAGUAAAAUUAUUCGUAAAGCUAAUUGUAAGAUAUACAAGUUAAUUGUCAAAUAUAAAAAAUGAAAUAUUUAGCUGUUCUUGCAGAAGUUACACAAAUGAUAUAAUUUUUGACACAAGUAAAUUAUUAAUGCAAACAAUAAAAGUUGGAUUUAUAGAU
Atta colombica is the source of this 2121-nucleotide messenger RNA. RefSeq names its product pre-mRNA 3'-end-processing factor FIP1 (gene Fip1). Lineage: Eukaryota; Metazoa; Arthropoda; Insecta; Hymenoptera; Formicidae. Gene Ontology annotation, molecular function: RNA binding. The transcript has 4 exons. The coding region runs from base 367 to 1821 and encodes 484 amino acids. Gene Ontology annotation, cellular component: mRNA cleavage and polyadenylation specificity factor complex. The record is from RefSeq and is a predicted model, not a curated record.